Molecule: messenger RNA, 5640 nt
Organism: Drosophila hydei
Lineage: Eukaryota; Metazoa; Arthropoda; Insecta; Diptera; Drosophilidae
Gene: asp
Product: protein abnormal spindle
Exons: 6
Coding region: 180-5489 (1769 amino acids)
Biological process (GO): establishment of meiotic spindle localization; spindle organization; mitotic cell cycle
Cellular component (GO): spindle pole
Molecular function (GO): protein binding
Source: RefSeq, a predicted model, not a curated record
ACGGCGUCGACGGCGCUUCAUUUCGACUCGACAUUUUGAUAGUUGAUUUUUGUUCUGUUAAUGUUUUUAUUAUUUAGUUUGCUGUUACCAUUUGUUUAUGUCUUCAAGUGUGUAAAGUGUGUUUAUUGACUCUUUAUUGUUGUCGAGUAGCGUUGUUACUAGUUACUACUAUUAUCAAGAUGAGUGCAUUCGAGGUAAAUGUGACCCCUUCCCGUCUAAAGCAAAAGAAAUUCGCCGAGAUUCGCCAGCCGGUUGAUGUGGUUAUGGCGCCAUUUUCGGCAAAAGCGAUUGUGCAAUUCGAGGAUGUGCCUGUUACCAAAACCGCCAAGCGCAUUCUGCGCGUCAUUAAUCCUAGCGAUGAUGACAUUGAGGUCAAAGUAACCAAGGCCAUCAAAGACGAGCAUAAUGUCAAGCUUGAAUGGAUGGCAACUAAUGUGCCUGCACAAGAUGAAGUGACCAUGGAACUGAUUUGGAUGCCACAGAUGGAAAUAGCAUGCAAGGAAACGCUGCAACUAAUAGAUAAUCGCAAUUUUCGUAAGGAUGUCAUGAUUAUUCUAAAAUCCAGAAGCCUCCAGCCAGCAAGGACCACGCGCAAAUUCCCGACGGUUGGCAAGACGCUGCAGUUAAAGUCGCCGACUGGCAACAGUAAAUCGCACAAAACCCUCAAUGCAUCAGUAAAUCAAAAAAAACGCUUGUCCAGUGCGCCGGGAAAUGCAACAACAACAAAUGUGAAGAAACACUGGAAUAACGUGCCAGCGGCACGAGUGAAACGAGUUGUAUCUGAAGCAAAAGCGCCACUAAGCGAUCGCAACGUGCUUGAGGCGGCGCCUCAUAACUACAAUAGAACCGAAAUGAAAUCUUACAUAUCGCCACAAGGUCGCAACUGCAAGGAAAACGUUAGUCCUCUGACACCGGCAAAUGUAUUCAGUUUAAUUGAUGACAUGCAAUUUACACCGCUGACCGACAAGGCUCAUGGAGCAUCAUCAGCGGCUCCCUUGCCAGAUAAUUUGGCUGCCUGGCCAACUCCAACAUUACAUGUAAAUGGAUCUCAUGUACAUAUUCCCGCCAACGAGUUGCGGCCACGUCGACUUGGGUCAGCUCUAGAUGAGCCCCACAAUGUUACCGACGGCGGCCUAGUUAUUGUGAACAAAACAUUCGACAUAAAGCUUUCAGAUACAAUGAAUAUUUCCGUUGACACAUUAGAUUGUUCACCCAAAAAUCAACUAAUGCAAACUCCAACGCCUGUUUUGAACAAGACGACAAUUUUAGGGCAAACAACACAGCCGCGUGCCUUGGCCUGCAUACGCGAGGAGGGCUCCAGCCCUCCGAGGAUAGAGAGGCAAUCUCCUCCCUCGAAGAGCAAAGUAAAUAAUCUUAAACGAGACGUAGACCUGGUUGGUUCGCCGUUACGGAAAUACUCUGAGUCUAUGACUAAUCUCUCGUUGUUGUCGCCUCAAUCUAAAUUUCCUAUACAGGGAUCUAUGCCAAAUUUAAAUGAAAUACAAAAGAUCUCCUCCAUUGAUCAGAAUCGUUACUAUCAACAACAGCAGCCGCCGUUGCAGCAGGCGGUCAAACAGCGUGUAAAUCCGUCUCUAGAUAGCUCCUGCAGCAGUGAAACUAGCGCAGCGUCUCAGCCCGAUGUGCUCUUCAAUCAAUGUGAGAUUUUGGCUCAAUCCAGUCGCUUUAAUUUGAACGAAGUUGGCCGCCAAACACGCAAGGGCAGCUGUGUCGUGGUCAACGAUAAGGACGUGAAACAGAAUAAUGGAGCCAUCAUUGGCUACAAGCGACGGUGCCAUGAGCUGAGCUUCUCAGAUGCACCCAGCAACGAGUCAUUACAUCGCAAUGAGACGCUGGCCAUCUCACCACCCAAACGACAGCGAUUUGAGGGCGGCACCGUGACACCUGCCAAUGCUUCAGCGCGAGGCACGAAGCCAUGGUCAAAGACUCAGCCGAAAAAGUUGAAAUUGGCGCAAACUACGUCGCUUAUGAAAAAACCUGUCACGCCGCGCAAGAAUCGAGAUCAAGUUACAGUUAAACUUUAUAAUUCUGACCUCUAUAUGCAAGCGUACAUCAAUCCAGAUCCAUUUGCUGCAACUACGACUAUUGAUCCAUUUUUGGCUUCGACCAUGUAUUUGGACGCGCAGGCAGUGGAGCGACACCAGGCGGACUUUAUAAAAUGGUUAAAUGCAUUAGUGAGCAUACCAGCCGAUCUAGAUGCGGACACCAAUAGCAAAAUUGAUAUAGGCAAGCUGUUCAAUGAGGUCCGCAAUAAGGACCUGUCGCUGGCACCCACUAAGGAGGAGCAAUCGAUGAACUAUUUGACCAAGUAUCGACUAGAAUCGCUACGACGCGCCGCUGUGGAGUUGUUCUUCAGUGAGGAAAUGCGCCUGCCCUGCUCCAAAGUUGCUGUCUACGUGCAGAAGCAAGCACUGCGCAUACGUAGCGAUCGAAACCUGCAUCUAGAUAUGGUUAUGCAGCGCACCAUAUUGGAGUUGCUUCUUUGUUUCAAUCCCCUCUGGCUGCGCCUCGGUCUCGAGGUGGUGUUCGGCGAGAAGCUGCAUCUUCAAUCAAAUCGCGACAUUGUGGGUCUAACUACUUUCAUCCUGAAUCGGCUAUUUCGCAACAAAUCCGAGGAGCAAAAGUACAGCAAAGCCUACAUGCUAACCGAAGAGUACGCGGAGACCAUCAAGAAGCACACCCUUCAAAAAAUAUUAUUUCUGUUGCUGUUCCUCGAUCUGGCCAAACAGCGGCGCAUUAUCAAGCACAAUCCCUGUCUGUUCGUCAAGAAAUCGCCUCAUAAGGAGACAAAGGAUAUUCUGCUACGCUUCUCUUCCGAGUUGCUGGCCAACAUUGGCGACAUAACACGCGAAUUGCGCCGCCUGGGCUACGUGCUCAAGCACAAGCAGACUUUCCUCGACGAGUUCAACUAUGCUUUUAGCAAUCUAGCUAUAGACCUACGUGAUGGUGUUCGGCUUACGCGUGUUAUGGAAGUCAUUCUGCUCCGGGACGAUCUUACCCAGCAACUGCGCGUUCCAGCCAUCUCAAGGCUCCAGCGCAUUUACAAUGUAAAGCUUGCCUUGGGCGCAUUGCGCGAUGCAGACUUUCAGCUGAGUGGCGAUAUCAGUGCAGCCGACAUAGUAGAUGGAUAUCGAGAGAAAACGCUUUCCCUGCUUUGGCAGCUCUGCUAUAAAUUUCGGUCGCCCAAGUUUCAUGCUGCCGCUCGAGUCGUGCAAUCAUGGUGGCGCCGUCGCUGGCUGCAUGUCUUUAUUCGUCGUCGCAUUCGUGAACGCGCUGUCAUUCGUAUACAGACCGCCUUCCGGUCCUACCAGGCCCGCAAGUAUGCCAAACUACAUAGAGAGGAACGUCUACAAGCCGCUUUAGUCCUUCAGAAAUAUACGCGUCGAUAUCUUGCGCAGAAGUAUUUCGCUCAAAUGCAUCAGAGCAUUGUCCACAUUCAGUUAUGGUGGCGUACUACUUGUCAGACCCGUCAAUGUCGCAAAGAAUUCCUCAGGCUUCGUAAAGCGGCGAUAUUUGUGCAACGCAGAUGGCGACGUCGUAUCUUCUGCAAAAAGCUGAUGGCUGCUGCCCGUGCUGCGCGUCUGCAACUGGAACAAAAGCGUCACGCAGCUGCCUCCUGCAUAGAAAUGUAUUGGCGCUCUUAUCGUUUGGCUGAGGAUCAGCGAAAGAUCUAUAUUCGCCAGCGCGAACUCAUUAUCUUUGUGCAAAGAGAAAUGAGGAGCAAGUGGCUAAUGCAAGACACACGAAAGCAUUUCAUGUUGCUACGGAAGUCCACGCUGGUGAUACAAAGACGCUAUCGUGCUCGCUUGCAGAUGCUUGACGUACGACGCCGCUACUUAGAGAAGCGACAGAGCGUCAUAACCUUGCAACGUCGCUGGAGAGCAACUCUGGAGAUGCGAUCACAGGUGGCUUACUAUCAAAAGCUGAAGGCGUCCACCAUAUUGAUACAGAGCAGGUAUCGCGAGCUUGUCCAGAUGCGGCAGCGACGCAGUGAUUUUGUGCGGCUUAGAAAGGCGGCUAUUGUACUGCAGCGAUGCUGGCGCACUCGGCAAUCGAUCCGGACACAACGGGAGCAAUAUCAGCGUUUGCGGCAAACGACAAUAUUAUUGCAGCGCCGCUUCCAUGCCAACAAGACAAUGCGCCUUCUUCGUGCCAAAUAUCGUGGUACCCAAGCUGCUGUUGGCUGUUUGCAAAUGCAUUGGCGCAACCAUUUGCUUCGAAAGAGUCAGCGUCAAGCAUUCAUAAAUCUGCGUAAAGCAGCAAUAAAAAUCCAGAGAUGGUUUAGAGCUUGUCUGGCCAUGCAGUCUGCUCGCAGUAGCUAUCAGCGACAACGGGCUGCAGUCACUCGCAUUCAGAUCUGGUGGCGAAGUCUGCAAGCCAUGCGCAUUGCAAAGAUGCAAUAUCAGAAGCUUCGCGCAGUUACAAUUUUGAUUCAACUUAAAUUCCGCGCCACGCUAACCAUGCGCCAACAACGCUCGGAAUUUCUAAGGAUUCGAAAAGUCACAAUCCAUAUACAGCAAAAGUUCAGAGGGAAACGCUUGAUGAUAGAGCAGCAAGCGCAUUUACAGAUGCUAAGGCGCUCCACUUUAGAUUUCCAGUCACAAGCCCGCGGCUAUUUAGCCCGUAAACGAUUCCAAGCCCUAAUGACUCCCGAAAUGAUUGAGUAUCUCAAUCAAAAACGGGCGGCCAAGGUGAUACAGCGCUACUGGCGAGGCUAUCUUACGCGCAAACACCAACGACACGCGAGAAUUCAGGCCAUACGUCGGCGUCUAUUUCAGCUUCGCCAGGAGGCGACGGCUUUCAAUUCGGUACGGGCCAAAGUACAGGACUCUGUACGUAUACUUCGUGGUCGUUUCAUUGCCUCAGACGCGCUAGCCGUGCUCAAUCAGCUAGACCGGCUCUCCCGCACCGUACCCCAUCUUCUUAUGUGGUGCUCCGAGUUCAUGUCCACCUUCUGUUAUGGCAUCAUGGCGCAGGCUAUUCGUUCGGAAGUUGACAAGCAAUUGAUUGAGCGAUGCAGCCGCAUCAUUCUCAAUCUGGCACGCUACAACAGCACGACUGUUAACACUUUCCAGGAGGGCGGCCUCGUUACCGUUGCCCAAAUGCUAAUGCGCUGGUGCGACAAGGAUAGCGAAAUAUUUAACACGCUAUGCACGCUGAUUUGGGUAUUUGCCCACUGCCCCAAGAAGCGAAGGAUAAUUCAUAAUUACAUGAGCAAUACGGAGGCGAUUUACAUGGUGCGCGAAACAAAGAAGCUCGUUGCCCGCAAGGAGAAGAUGAAACAGAAUGUGCGGAAGACACUGGCUCCUGUCGCUGGUCGUCAUGGGCAACAGAUGCUCAAUUUCUCGCCGCGUUCUUUGCCCAGCCUGGAGCCAGACUAUGGCAUAAUACGUGGUAGACCCUAUACGUUUAUAUCAUCCGUGUUUGCAUUUGACACGAUUCUUAGUAAGCUUCAUAUUGAUUUAAUUUAAUAUGUAGACAUUAUGAUGAGCCCGAGAGCUCGACAUAUUUAAAUGGUUCUCUGUUGUAAACUCUUGUCAACUUUUGUAUUCUACGUAUUAAGUUAUGUUUUGUAAAUUUUAAAAUAAAUCAAUGAACGAUACGUUUUUAUAUACUGCAGAC